Molecule: messenger RNA, 492 nt
Organism: Sclerotinia borealis F-4128
Lineage: Eukaryota; Fungi; Ascomycota; Leotiomycetes; Helotiales; Sclerotiniaceae
Source: the annotation of a GenBank genome assembly
AUGACUACGAACCCAACCUCAAAGAAAGCCCACAAUCUCCUCGAAAAUCCACACGUCUCGUUACUAGUCCACGAUUGGGUAUCUCAUCGUCCACCUACCGGAAAUAGGGCUUCCAGUCCUCCGCGAAACGCAGGGGCAAGAAGUAGUUUGGCGGAGAUGUUGAUAGGAUUGAAUACGAGUGCCAUAAGUAGUAUAAGUGCGACGAUUAAUGGAGAAGCAAGGGUGGUAGAGAAGGGGGGAGAGGAGGAGAAAUGGUUAAGGGAAAAGCAUUUAGAGAAUUGUGUCUUUCUUGGGGAAGAGGGAGUGAGGGCUGGGGAGGGAGAUGGUGGCAGAGUCUUCGUAGAGGGGGAAGAGGUUAGAGUCGUUAGUGUGAAGUUGGGAGAUGGGAGGGUUAGUGAUUGGAAGGGGGCGGUUAGAGAUUGGGUCUUGGAUGAUGGAGGCGAGGGGGAGAACGGCGUGGAGAGUGAGACUUUGUUGAACGGAAUCCAUUGA